ACCUUUCUGAGAAGUAACAGAAGAGGCCUAAUUUUAGCUAAAUAACAGGCAAAACCAGAUCAGGAGUAUAAAGGAAUUUUCUCUUGGAAGUGAUUUAUUGUCUGUAAACUUUUUUUGCCCAGGUUUCUACAUUUCCAGAAUACCCUCUUACUAGUUUUAAAUCAUUUAGCUUGUGGGUGGCUAUUUAGGUGCUGUUGAAGUAUUUAUGGUUAGGAGAUGUUUAUUGGGGGAAAUCUUAAAUUUGUAAUUCUUGAAGUUAUAUAGUGUUAAGAUACUUGUUUUAUUUCUCUUGUAGCACUCAUGGGGUAAAGAUUCUUGUCUUUUUCAUUAUAAAAAGCUGUAUAUAAAAAGCUGUAUCCCUUAAUAUACGGAUCAUACAGUGAUAGCAAAUCAAAGGUAAAGAUACGAACAGAAUCCUCAGUUCCUCAUUUCUUAUGUGUACUCUGCAUCGUAAUUUAGUCAAAGUUUAUUAGACAUCUGCUAUAAGUUACACGUGUUAGGCACUAGGAAUACAAAGUUGUCUCUCAUUUCACUUCAUUUAGUAUACUAACAUUUAGUAUACUGCCAGGUUUUGUUAGGUACUUUUAGCACAUGUCUACUUUAUUCUCCUAACAUCUAUGUGUAGUGGAGAUCACAGACUCAGUAAUAUACCUUAUACAGGGAUUUUAUGACUAAACGCAGUUAACCAGGUCUUGACUCCAAAAUUCUCUUCUUUAUAUAUCCAGUACUGGGUUUGUUUGUUUGUUUGCCCCUCCAGAUCCGCUCUUAACCCUUCUCUGCCUUGCUCUGUGCCCCAGAGGGAGUUCUUCUAAGGACUACCUUGUUUAGACUCCUUUGUUGGACUUAGCCAAUGUGAGGCAUUGGCAGGAUGUUGGAAAGCCAGAGAGAGAAGCUGGAUAUUAUUCUUUCAGUUGCUGUUGCACAGCUCUUCGAACAUCUAUGAUUACCGUCUUCUGUAAGUCCAGCUGUUUCAAGAAUUCACUGAAGGAACCAAGUAGGAUUUUCUUACAUCAUGACUUAAUCUGAAUGCAAGAACAAGAAAUAGGUUUUAUCUCUAAAUAUAAUGAAGGGCUGUGUGUAAACACAGACCCUGACUCAAUUCUAAUGAGCAUUUUAGACAUGAGUUUACAUCGGCAAAUGGGUUCAGAUCGUGAUCUUCAGUCUUCUGCCUCAUCUGUGAGCUUGCCUUCAGUGAAAAAGGCACCCAAAAAGAGAAGAAUUUCAAUAGGCUCUCUGUUUCGGAGAAAAAAGGAUAACAAACGUAAAUCAAGGGAGCUAAAUGGUGGGGUGGAUGGAAUUGCAAGCAUUGAAAGUAUACAUUCUGAAAUGUGUACUGAUAAGAACUCCAUUUUCUCUACAAAUACCUCCUCUGACAAUGGAUUAACUUCUCUCAGCAAACAAAUUGGAGACUUUAUAGAGUGCCCUUUGUGCCUUCUGCGGCAUUCUAAGGACAGAUUUCCUGAGAUAAUGACUUGUCAUCAUAGAUCUUGUGUGGAUUGCUUACGACAAUAUCUAAGGAUAGAAAUAUCUGAAAGUAGAGUUAAUAUCAGUUGCCCAGAAUGUACUGAACGGUUUAAUCCCCAUGAUAUUCGCUUGAUAUUAAGUGAUGAUGUCUUAAUGGAAAAAUAUGAAGAAUUUAUGCUUAGACGGUGGCUUGUUGCAGAUCCUGAUUGUAGGUGGUGUCCGGCUCCAGAUUGUGGAUACGCUGUGAUAGCAUUUGGAUGUGCUAGCUGUCCAAAAUUAACUUGUGGGCGAGAAGGCUGUGGAACAGAGUUUUGCUACCACUGUAAACAGAUUUGGCACCCCAAUCAGACCUGUGAUGCUGCUCGGCAAGAGAGAGCCCAGAGUUUACGUCUGAGAACUAUACGUUCUUCAUCCAUUAGUUAUAGUCAAGAAUCUGGAGCAGCAGCUGAUGAUAUAAAGCCAUGUCCACGAUGUGCUGCUUAUAUAAUAAAGAUGAAUGAUGGGAGCUGUAAUCACAUGACAUGUGCUGUCUGUGGUUGUGAGUUUUGUUGGUUAUGUAUGAAAGAAAUCUCAGAUUUACAUUAUUUAAGUCCAUCAGGUUGUACUUUUUGGGGGAAGAAACCCUGGAGCCGAAAGAAGAAGAUAUUGUGGCAGCUGGGGACACUUGUUGGUGCUCCUGUAGGAAUUGCUUUAAUAGCUGGCAUUGCUAUCCCUGCAAUGAUUAUUGGCAUUCCUGUCUAUGUGGGCCGUAAGAUUCACAACCGAUACGAAGGCAAGGACGUUUCAAAGCACAAACGGAAUUUGGCCAUAACAGGUGGUGUAACAUUGUCUGUAAUAGUAUCUCCAGUUGUAGCUGCAGUAACUGUAGGUAUUGGUGUUCCUAUUAUGUUAGCCUAUGUCUAUGGUGUUGUUCCAAUUUCUCUCUGUCGAAGCGGAGGUUGUGGAGUCUCAGCAGGCAAUGGAAAAGGAGUCAGGAUUGAAUUUGAUGAUGAAAAUGAUAUAAAUGUUGGUGGAACUAAUACAGCUGUAGACACAACUUCAGUAGCAGAAGCAAGACACAACCCUAGCAUAGGGGAGGGAAGUGUUGGUGGUCUGACUGGCAGUUUGAGCGCGAGUGGAAGCCACAUGGAUCGCAUAGGAGCCAUUCGAGACAACUUGAGUGAAACGGCCAGUACCAUGGCUCUGGCUGGAGCCAGUAUAACAGGGAGUCUGUCAGGAAGUGCCAUGGUAAACUGUUUUAACAGGUUGGAAGUACAAGCGGAUGUACAGAAAGAACGGUACAGUCUAAGCGGAGAAUCUGGCACAGUCAGCUUGGGAACAGUUAGUGAUAAUGCCAGCACCAAAGCAAUGGCAGGAUCUAUUCUGAAUUCCUACAUCCCGUUGGACAAAGAAGGCAACAGUCUGGAGGUGCAAGUAGAUAUUGAAUCAAAGCCAUCUAAAUUCAGGCACAACAGCGGAAGUAGUAGCGUGGAGGAUGGCAGCGCCGCUCGGAGUCAUCCUGGUGGUUCAUCCAGUGGUUUGCCUGAAGGUAAAUCCGGUGCCACCAAGUGGUCCAAAGAAGCAACAGCAGGAAAGAAAGCAAAAAGUGGUAAAUUGAGGAAAAAGAGUACCAUGAAGAUAAAUGAGACCAGAGAGGACAUGGAUGCACAGUUGUUAGAACAGCAAAGCACGAACUCAAGUGAAUUUGAGGCUCCAUCCCUGAGUGACAGUAUGCCAUCUGUAGCGGAUUCGCACUCUAGUCAUUUUUCUGAAUUUAGUUGUUCUGACCUAGAAAGCAUGAAAACUUCUUGUAGUCAUGGUUCCAAUGAUUAUCAUGCCCGCUUUGCUACUGUUAACAUUCUUCCUGAGGUAGAAAAUGACCGUCUGGAAAAUUCUCCACAUCAGUGUAGCAUCUCUGUGCUUACCAAAACUGCUUCGUGUUCAGAAGUUCCACAGUUGAAUCAUAUUGCUGAAGAACAUGGUAACAAUGGAAUAAAACCCAAUGUUGAUUUAUAUUUUGGUGAUGCACUAAAAGAAACAAAUAAUAACCACUCACAUCAGACAAUGGAAUUAAAAGUUGCAAUUCAGACUGAAAUUUAGGCCUAUAAAUGCUGCAAAUUAAUUACCACUGAACAACCUUGUUUGGAGCUGGUUGAACUACAUGUGACUACUUUAAGUUUCAAGUUACCAGCAAAUGCCAGGUUGCAUAAUCUAAUGCAGAUACAUUUUCUGUGUUCAGCAAAGCGUUGUGUUUCAUGUGGCUCUUAAUUACCAAACUAUGAAAUGAAGGCUUUAAAAAGUGCAUUAUUGUAAGGACAAUAAUUCUUAAGAGAAGUACGUUUUGUGUGUUCACCACAAAACAAUGCUUGAAGCACAUACUGUGUAUUUAGAUAGAAAUUUGGCUUAAUUUAUAAUCAGUAUAAAGUACUAAUGCAAUUAGAAACAUUCUUAUGAAGAAAACUUGAGGCUUAGGGAUAAGUGGUUAGUGACAUUUUAUUGAAACCACUAAUGGAUACUGUUUAAAGAACUUUGCAGGUUACUCUCAGUAUAUGAUCCUCUUUGUAACAUUUCUGUUCAUAACUGGGUAUAAAUUUCAUUUUUUUCUUCAUAUGCAAUGUGGAUAUAUAAAGCUUAAUGCAGCCCAUUUGCUACCAUUUGGAUACUUAGACACUUUGAGCAAGAUUGUGGCAGUUUUUGCACAACUUUGAAAUAGAAAUACCUGGUACUCUCUCUAUAUCUUGCAUCUUGCUGUUGCCAUCUUAGAAGCAAAGUGUAAAAGUAGGUAAUUAAGUAUACUGACAGCACCAAAUAAGGUCUAUAAAACUACAAAAUACAAUUCCAUUAGUUUAUAAGUAUUACAAAAAAGUCACCUUCUACCAAGGGGAUAUUUGCACCCCAUUGAUUCUUGGUGCCUUUGGAAUAGACUGGAUUUUAAGGGCCUAGUUGUUUGAAGAUUUUGCUAUAUUGUUUUCCAUAGUGUCCUCUCUAGCCACUUUGGAUUAUGUAGACAAAUACAAGAUAGAUAAACAUGAUUAAUAAUAACAACGCUGAAAAAGUAUUAGCCUACCAAAGACACACUCAGGCUUCAGUGAUUACAUAACCUCAGUUUUUAACACAUGUGUAUCUUCUCUGAUCAUGAGCUCAAAGCACGGUGCAGAGUUUGUACCAAGUACUGAGGAGGGGAUCCGUGUAUGGCUGGCUUUACUUUCUUUUGCUUUUGUUUAUGGAGGGUGGUCAGCUGACAUAAACAGAAGUUGGCCAGAAUACUGCCUAUACUGUUAUAUAAAACAGGUUAACCUCAAUGAUAGCAGUUGAAAUGUUCCAUCUUAAGUGUUUCUGUUAAGUAUUACCAUUAUGGUGCUACUGAGCGUUUUCUUUUGAUAAAAAGAAAAAUGCCCUGGGCUGCAGUCUUCUUCCAUCACUUGUUCUCACCAGGUCCAUUAAUAUGCUUAUAACACUAGUGCCAGUUAUUUUAUUUGAUAAUGCUUAUUAUGGUAUUUGUAUAUUUGUUUGCAUUCCAAUUUUGUUCAACAGUGAGUGUGUAAACUGCAUACAUUAAAUAAAUGUAAAUACUAAUGUAUUGCUGCCUUAUGGUUCGUUUGCAAGUGUUUUUAUAAGAACAAGAAUACUUAUUUGCUAUAUGGCAGGUAUUUAUAGAUCUUGCAAGCUAUUGAGAUGAUUCUGUAUCCUAGUCUCAGCCCAAAAGGAAGCAUCUGCUGAAAUUCUCAACGAACAAUGUUAGAAACUGUCCUUUCUUCAUGUCUGAUACUUGCCUUUCCUCUAGAAAGAAGCUGCUUUAUUCAUCAACAUAUUUUAUUUUUUAAAGUGAAUUGGGAUCUAUCAUUAAAUGUGAAAAGAUACGUAUUAUAAAUCCUCAUCUUAACAGAAAAGUAAAAAGAUCUUAAAAGACUAUUCUAAGAUUUUCUCUGGCCACAUAAGACCAUGAAACUAGAGCCAUUUAAAUUUAAGCUAGUAAUUGUAAUCAAAUGCUUUCCAUCCUCGUAGCCUCUAAAAAAUGCAUUGGUAAUUGUUUAAAUUUCCUGUUACAUAGUUAAUAAUGAAACUAAUAUGUAUGCAUAUGUUGCCCACCUUCUUGACAUUUCUGUAAAAGACCGAAGAUUAAAUGGAAAGUGAAACGCGUUUUGGAGGAAUACGGCAAAAGUGGUGCCACAGAGGAGGUCAGUGCAUUCAGUGUACCUCACUCCACUUCUGGUUGUGCCCUCAACAAGUACUGCCCCAGUCUCACUUGAAAAAAAUGGUCUAAACCUUUCCACUGGUUUCAGAAGUUCCUUCAUCUCCCACGGAUCCUUCACACUUGGAUUAAUUUAGGACCAAGCCAAAUUCCCCUAGAGCUCAACUCUGAGAACACGAGAAUACUCCAGGGUUCAAGCAGGCCUUAACUCACCAAAAUCUUUGUAAGACCAUUUGUAGUUUGCUUUUUUUAAGGCCUACAGGGGAAAAGUCACAGAGUAGUGAGAGAGAAGAAUACAAAGAUUAUAAUGGCAUUACUCUACUGUUGGUUAUGUAGACCACCAGUUUAAUGGGAUUCUCUUAAAUAUACAAAUUCCCAGCCUCAGAGCACUGAAUCUGCUUUUAUGGUAAAUUUACACAGUCCAUCACUAUUAUUUUCACUGCAAAUUGAGUUAAUUUGUAAAUAUGUAAGACUUUCCACAGCAUAUUGUCUAGUUAAAUGUAAACUUUGACCACCAAAGGGUAAAAUAUAUGUUGAAAACCAUCAUAGCUAUUAAUUCCUACAUGAGCAAAAUACCUAACCUCCUGUUCUCUGAUUAUUUUGCCUUUAUAGCCAGAGUCAUUAGGAUUCUCAGGGCUACGUUUUAUAUGGUUCCUUUUAAUAGGCUUGUUUUAUUUAUUUCCCUUAUUGAAGCAUGAGUUAUCAUUGCUAAAAGCCAAUGUUUACAUACUGGUGGGUUUUGAAUGCUCAGAAUAGUAUUGUAAACUUGGGGAGAGUUACAGUGUUUUGGUAACCAUCAUUUAAUAGAUGAAUAGUGAAAGGGAGUUUGCAGGUUUUAAAUUUAGUUCAAAUUUAAUCAUUGUAUUUCAUAUGCUAGUCAGAAUUUUUGGGAUUCCUGCCAAUUUAUUCAACUAAAUAACAAAGUAGACUGGAGAUACAGCAUUGUAUCAGACACCGUGGCUUCAAUGGCCUUAUACUAUAGUUGGGGGAGAGAGACAUGAAAAACAUACACAUAGCUUAAAAUGGUGUCAGAUGAUGGGUGUUAUGAAAAACAUGAAGUGUGGAAUAAAGGGACUAGAGGUAUUGGGUAGUGCUGUUUUAUACAGAGCAUUUCUGCUUAGAUAACAUUAGUGUAAAGAUCUAAAAGAUCCAAACCAAAUGGAUGAG
Messenger RNA from Panthera uncia (snow leopard), 6802 nucleotides. RefSeq names its product ring finger protein 19A, RBR E3 ubiquitin protein ligase (gene RNF19A). Lineage: Eukaryota; Metazoa; Chordata; Mammalia; Carnivora; Felidae. Gene Ontology annotation, molecular function: ubiquitin protein ligase activity; zinc ion binding; ubiquitin conjugating enzyme binding. Gene Ontology annotation, cellular component: ubiquitin ligase complex; cytoplasm. Gene Ontology annotation, biological process: ubiquitin-dependent protein catabolic process; positive regulation of proteasomal ubiquitin-dependent protein catabolic process; protein polyubiquitination. The record is from RefSeq and is a predicted model, not a curated record. The coding region runs from base 1027 to 3543 and encodes 838 amino acids. The transcript has 10 exons.